Molecule: messenger RNA, 669 nt
Organism: Rangifer tarandus platyrhynchus (Svalbard reindeer)
Lineage: Eukaryota; Metazoa; Chordata; Mammalia; Artiodactyla; Cervidae
Source: the annotation of a GenBank genome assembly
AUGGAAUCGUUACGUGGUCGACCUGAAGCUGACGUGACGUUCUGCAGAGGUUCUCACCCGUGGCGAGCAUCAGAAUCACCUGGAGAGCUUGCUGAAGCAGCCUGCCAAGCCCCGGCCCGAGUUCCUGACUUAGUGGAUCUGGACAGGGGCCCGAGAGCCGGCAUUACUUCCCAGGUGACGCCGCCCUGCUGCUCGGGGGACACCGAGCACCCUUGCAGAGGUGAUGCCGCAGUGCGCCGCCCCGAUUCCCCUUCCAGACUGCGGCACUCCGUGUCUCCCCAGGAACGGCCCUUGCUCGCUCCAAGGGAGUGCCUCCCCCAAGCUCACCAGCCCUCGCGUGGGGCCCACAUCGGCCGACCAGCACCAGAGGGGUCGUGUGUAGGUGAAAUCACAUCAAGAAGACAAACAAGGAAGCAGUUAUGUGAGGAAAUAAGUGUGGACAAGGGCACAAGGUUCGGAAACGGUGAGGUGAUUUCAGCUGGGAGGGCACAAGGCGAAGGGCUCUUCACGAGAAAAGACCCCAGGUGUCUGGGCUCCUGGCUCAGGCCCACAGACGGCUUCACGCUGCCCGCAGGGGUGGCUGCAGUCUCCUCGCCCGCCCUUCCAGCGCCCCAGCGCCCCACACCACCAGUGCCUUCGGGACAUGAGAGGGGCCUCAGCUCAGCCUAA